Molecule: messenger RNA, 1919 nt
Organism: Prorocentrum cordatum
Lineage: Eukaryota; Dinophyceae; Prorocentrales; Prorocentraceae
Source: the annotation of a GenBank genome assembly
UGGCUCGAGGCUGCCCAGUCGCGCCUCCGACCAGGGUGCUGCACUCUUGUCCUGGGGCGCCUGAAGACUCUCCCCCCUCCAUCCUCCCCCCCCGUCCUCCCUCCUCCCCUCCCCCGCCGCGGCAUGGUGGCGUGCCGCGCGCAGCGCGGCGCCCAGCGCCGCCCCGCGCGCUGUGGGCUCUUCCUCCUGGCCGCGGGCGCGGCGCUCCUGGCGUUGCCAAGGCGCGGCGCGGCUCUCGUAAAGUCGGGAGGGGAAAAACACACACAGACACAAGUAAUGGUCCAUUCCCCCGAAAAUAUGGGCAAGGGAAGUGGGGGGGGAAUACGGAAACCUCGAAAAUAUGGGGAAAUAUGGGGAGUAGUUUUACUUGUGUGUAUUUGUUUGUGUGUCCUGGGGCCCUUUCAGUAAAGUCGGGCGGGGCCGCGGGCCGCCGGGUUGUCGGCUGGCGGCGCCCCCAAGGGGCCCACGUGACGGGGAGCAGCGCCUGCGGGGAGAGCAGGAGAAGGCAAGGAUAUUGCUGCUCUUCCUGGAGAGUCCUCGUCACCACGGCUGGAUUCUCUCCGCAAUGCCGGUCAGGAUGCUCUGCGGGAGAGGGCCGGGGAUUAGAGGUAUCGGUAUUUGAUGGCCCUCGGCCAAUCCUGCCACCGUGCUUGGGUUGAGGGUCGUAGGCCUUUAGGAUGUUCGCUGGGAUGUGGUGGGAGGCCUCUCGCUUAGGGGACCGUUUUGAUGCCUCUUGGGGGCUUCAUGGAGCUUCUUGAGUCGUCUUGGGGGCCUCUUGGAGUUCUCUUGGGGCCUCGGCGACGACGACCGCUCGCCAGGGGGCAGUGCGCCGCCGGCGUGCGGCGAGAGCCCGUGGACGCGCCCGUGGAUGACAAGCAGCUCCUGAUAGUCGGUGGCUGCGACCUGCUCUUGCUCUCCGCGGGCACCGUGGCUGCCCGUGGCUUCCGCGCGAGACCGUCGCUUGCGAUUUUGGCGGCGGUGGCCGUGUAUGUGGUGUUUUUGGUACUAGUCAUGCGUAUUCUUCAGACGAGUCCCUUGUGAAGGGAUCGUCGUCCGGAAGGGGACCGUCUUCGGCCAAGCACGCACAGCUACCUCGGGCGCCAGCUCCCAGGUCUGAAAGGAACCCCAGAGUGUGGGGCUUUCCAGGUGAGACGUUUUAAGGUGCUUUAGUGCUGCGAGACUCGAGGUUCCACAGUGUAGCUUCCUGUCCGCUGACUCCGCUGUAGUUCUAGGCGUGCUCGAGAUCAGCGGUGAGGGGGCAGCAAGGCGGUUUGUCAGAGUCGAGGAAACCAUUUGAAUUCCCAGUGUGCAUAGGUAACCUGCUCGGCCGAACUCGAAGGAAGUGCCCAGCGGAGCAUGGCUUGGCCUGGAGACGAGUUAGAAGUUUUUUGUUCACAGCUUGCGUGAUUUCAAGUUUCAAGGCGUGUCGGCCCGCACGCUGGCAAGUUUCGAGGCGUGUCGUCGACGUCAACCAGGUACCGGGCGUGUCGCUUUUGACUUCAGGUUGCGAUGAGAAGCCUGAGGGACGGGCGUAAUAGUUCUAGUCGAGUGUUACGUGCGACACGGGUCGGCUCGCUCCGACAUGCUAGUGUCUAGGCUGCCUGUCGCCAUGUGCGAGCGCUAGGGAUCCUGGGCAGCAACUUUGCAUUGUAUACAUUGCGCAUGUGCGCACGCGAGUGACGCUGUUGCGGGCAACAGUAUCGCUAAAGCGUCGAACCGCCCUAGAGGCGAUGCCGACAGGAGCAAAAUCUCGGAUGUCGUCUCUGAGUGUACAGCGUCCCCUCGGCCUGUCACUUUCCACGGCCAGGCUCUUGGCACAUCACGGCAGCUAGCUGUUCCUAUGAAGCGUGCUGGCGCGCAAAAUGUUGCCAGGUUUAGUUUUGUGAGUGUUGCUUCGACCAGGUGUAUGUGCGAGGACC